AUGACUCAAUUGAAUGAACUUCCGCUGUCCUACGCAGCUUUUAGACGGAAUCUGCAGGGUCAGGAUGUUAGUAUUCCUAAUAUCUAUAACCUAUUCCCUGAAUGGGGACCGAGGAUACAUCCCGAGUACCAAAGGGCAAGGAAUGAGAUUCUAAACCCUUGGAUUAGUCGCUGGGUGGAUGAUGCGAGGAUCAGUUGCAAGCUUCAAAAAGCCGAGUUCGGUCUCUUCGCUGCCAUGUUAUGUGCAGAAGCUUCAUUUGAGAAGCUCUGCACGGUAGCAAAAUCCUUUGCAUGGUAUUUCAUCUGGGAUGACAUCUUCGAUUGCGGUUCCUUGAAAUACAACUCCGAGGGCGCAAAAUGCUACCGGCAAGCAAGCAUAGAAUAUUUUGAGCAUCAACUCCUUGAUGCGCGAGACCCGCCUGACCUGUCGCCGUUUACGCUUGAAUUACAGAAAGCUUUACUAUGCUGGGAUGAAGUAGGUUCACACAUCCGUGAAGUCUGUUCGAAAGAAACUCGUGCCAUUCUUCUGGACCGCAUGGUUGAGUAUGUUGCCAGUGUGGAUAAUGUGGACAGUCUGUACAGUAACAACAGAAGAGUUCCUUCCCUCCAGGAAUAUUGGGAGCGCCGAGAAUGUACAGCAGGUGUUUACCCGGUCAUUGCCACAAUUCCAUUCGCCUACGACCUCGAUAUUACUAAAGCCACCGUUGAGAAUCCUUACAUGAAGAAACUGUGGAAACACACCUCCUACCUGGUCCACAUAACAAAUGAUAUGUUCUCCAUGCGAAAGGAAAUUAAUGACAUGCAGAUCGAAAACCUCAUCCCGAUAUUGAUGCUAAAUAAAGGGAUCCAAUGCAAUGACGCAAUGCAAACAAGCUACGCAUUCGCAACGGAAGAAGCCUCAAAGUUCCAAGAGGUAGAGAAUAUACUUUCACUGGGGCUGGGUAAAACCUCAACGCAGAUUUCAGAUGCUUUUGUGAGGGGAUGUAAAGACGUUGUGAUGGGGCUCAUCCACUGGAGCUAUUCUGGUACACGAUAUUUUCAAAAAACCGAGAUUGGUGCAGACUAUGUUAUUCGGUUCCAAAUUGGUAGUUCCCAAAGAGAUGCCAAGCAAACAAGCUUGAAUAUGGCCCGGUUGACUUGA
Molecule: messenger RNA, 1140 nt
Organism: Aspergillus bombycis
Lineage: Eukaryota; Fungi; Ascomycota; Eurotiomycetes; Eurotiales; Aspergillaceae
Product: terpene synthase family protein
Exons: 9
Coding region: 1-1140 (379 amino acids)
Source: RefSeq, a predicted model, not a curated record